Molecule: messenger RNA, 5970 nt
Organism: Limulus polyphemus (Atlantic horseshoe crab)
Lineage: Eukaryota; Metazoa; Arthropoda; Merostomata; Xiphosura; Limulidae
Gene: Synj
Product: synaptojanin-1-like
Exons: 23
Coding region: 282-4127 (1281 amino acids)
Biological process (GO): phosphatidylinositol dephosphorylation; synaptic vesicle endocytosis
Molecular function (GO): nucleic acid binding; phosphatidylinositol-4,5-bisphosphate 5-phosphatase activity
Source: RefSeq, a predicted model, not a curated record
GUGUCAAUGUUGAUGCUGAAUUAUAACUGUCUGCGGUAAUAUGUAGGAAACGUUGAGCGAGAAAUUUAUGACAUACAGUUAGUACAAUUUACUAUUCUUAGUAGAAUUGUACCAAAUUUAAAUAUGUAUUUAUUAUAAAUUACUUUAUUCAUUAUCAAACUAAAUGAAACCUAAUGUAAAACUGUGUAUCGUUGGUCAAUGAGACCAGGAGGCGGAGGCUGAGUGACACUGUGCUCGUGUUUCAGUUCAUCCACUCUUCAGACUCCAGUGAUUGCACAGCAAUGCCUUUAGGUAAAAGCUUUCGCGUUUAUCAUAAAGCGAUCCCUCCAAAUCCGUAUAGUGUACUUUUAGAAAAGAGGAAUAAGAAUGAAACUCUUCUGUUUGAAUCCCAAGCAGUUGCUGUUUUAUCUGAGCAUGAAACUGAUAUGGUGAAGCGUCAGUAUUCACCUCUGUUGGAUGCUUAUGGUUGUCUUGGUGUGUUACAGCUGACAGUUGGAGAAACUACAGUUUUGUACCUAGUUCUUGUCAUGGGGUGCCUAUCUAUUGGAAAACUGGGCCACUCAGAAAUCUUCUGCAUCACUGAAACUGCUUUUAUUUCUCUGAGGAACAAUCCACAAGACUUGGAACGAAUCCAAGAGGUGCGGAAGGUUCUUAAUUCUGGUACUUUCUACUUCUCAUGGUCUUCUACUGUAAAUGACCCCAUUGACCUAACUCUUUGUGCCCAAAGAAGUAUGUGGACCCAGGAGACUGAUAACAGAUUUUUUUGGAACCGUAUGUUACACAUUCAUCUGUUACGAUAUGGAGUGGAUUGUGCUCAGUGGUUAAUUAAAGCCAUGUGUGGAGGUAUUGAAAUGAAAACCAUAUAUGUUGGGCAUCAACAAGCACGAGCAUGUGUAAUAUCUCGUCUUAGUUGUGAGCGAGCUGGGACACGGUUUAAUGUCAGGGGAACAAAUGACGAUGGGCAUGUGGCAAAUUUUGUUGAAACAGAACAGGUUAUCUACAUGGAUGACCAAGUAUCAUCAUAUGUUCAGGCACGUGGGUCAGUACCUUUGUUUUGGGAACAGCCAGGAGUACAGGUUGGUUCUCAUCGUGUAAAAAUGUCCAGAGGAAGUGAAGCUUCAGCUCCUGCAUUUGACAGACACUUUAGUGUCAUCAAACAACGAUAUGGGGACCAGGUGAUAAUCAAUUUGCUGGGAAGCAAAGAAGGGGAGGCAAUGUUAAGUCAAAUGUAUCAGACACAUCUCAAAGCUUGUCGCCACAAAAACAUUCCAAUGUUUAAUUUUGACUAUCAUUCUGUGUGUCGUGGGGGAAGGCAAGAAAACCUUGUUCAAUUGAAGAAUAGGACUUUUAAAGAAAACUUUGAAAAAUUUAGUCUGUUUCAUGUAGCUGGUGGAGAAGUUUAUCAACGACAAACAGGAACUUUCCGUACCAACUGCUUGGAUUGUCUCGAUAGGACUAAUGCAGUACAGACAUUUAUUGCACUAGAGAUACUUCCCAAGCAACUUGAGAGCUUAGGCCUUAUUGAUAAACCUCAAAUAGUUAAUCGGUUUGUGGAGGUAUUUCGCCAGAUGUGGAUUCAGAAUGGUGAUCAAGUGAGUAAAAUAUAUGCUGGAACUGGAGCACUUGAAGGAAAAUCAAAGUUGAAGGAUGGUUCCCGCUCUGUAGUGCGUACAAUACAAAGCAAUCUCUUAGACAACAGUAAGCAAGAAGCUAUUGAUGUGCUACUUUUGGGAAGUGCUUUAAAUACUGAGCUUGCUGAUCGUACCAGGGCCCUGCUUCCUACACAUGUGUUGCAUGUCCCAACAAACAUUCUUCGAACCAUGUGCAGUCGCCACCUGGAAUAUGCUCAUCCACAAAAAGUAAGAAUUGCUGUGGCAACUUGGAAUGUGAAUGGAGGAAAGCAUUUUACCAGUGUUGUCUUUAAACACCAGCCUCUUAGUGAAUGGCUUUUGGAUAAUCGAAAAUUAAAAAAAGCAAAUGCUUUAGUGGAUUUUGCAGCGGAAGAAGAUGACACCCCUGUUGAUAUUUUUGCUAUUGGAUUUCAAGAAAUAGUUGACCUGAAUGCAUCCAAUAUCAUGGGAGCUAGCACAGCCAAUCAAAGGGAAUGGCUUGUCGAAUUGCAGAAGACCAUUUGUCGUGACCAGAAAUAUGUCAUUCUUACCUCUGGCCAGUUGGUGGGGGUUUGCUUGUUUGUAUUUGUAAGAUCUCAGCUUACUCCUUAUAUUAGAGAUGUAGCUGUAGACUUAGUAAAGACGGGUCUAGGAGGAGCCACUGGUAACAAAGGAGCUGUUGCAAUUCGUAUGCUUUUUCAUAGUACAUCCAUCUGUUUUGUGUGUGCUCACUUUGCUGCAGGACAAUCUCAGUGGUCAGAGAGAAAUGCAGAUUAUUCAGAAAUCACCAGAAAAAUUUCAUUCCCAAUGGGACGAACUCUGAACUCCCAUGACUAUGUAUUCUGGUGUGGAGACUUUAACUAUAGAAUUGAUAUGAGUAUUGAAGAGGUGAAGGAACUGAUUCGACAGCAGAACUGGUCAGCUUUAUUGCAAGCUGACCAAUUAAAAACUCAGCAACAAGCUGGUCAGAUUUUUAAGCAUUUUAUAGAAGGUGACAUAGACUUUCCCCCUACUUACAAGUAUGAUAUAUUUUCUGAUGAUUAUGAUACAAGCGAAAAAAAUCGUAUACCAGCAUGGACAGACAGAGUGCUAUUUAGAAAGCGGAGAUUUGUCAGAGAAACUGAUGACCCAUUCUGGAAUCCUGGGAACAUUGUACAUUAUGGAAGGGCAGAACUUAAGACUUCAGAUCACAGGGCUGUGAUUGCUGAAAUUGACAUUGAGGUGCUACAAGUAAAUGAAGAGAGGAGAGACGAGGUAUUUCAAGAUGUCAUUGGCACAAUGGGACCUCCUGAUGGAACAGUUAUAGUUCAACUGGAAGAGGAAGUGUCAGGAGAAAGUUGUCAUAUAUUUGAUGAUGACUUCUUAAGUAAUCUGUUACUUUUGUUUAAUUCUGCAGGAGAAGUAAUUUUGAUAAGGUAUGUUGAAGAGACUUUAUGGGUGACAUUUCGAGAGGGUCAGGGAGCACUUGCAGCUAUAAAGUCUUCAGGAUGUGAGGUUCUAGGUCACAGGAUUAUAGUGAAACUGAAGACUCCAGACUGGAAAGUUGCCGUUGAGGAGGAACUCAAGCUGUGUAGGAAUAACACAGUACCACUAAACCAAGAACAUGAUGAAGGUAUUGGCUUACUAGAUGACGAAUAUCAACCUCCUGAAGUUGGUUAUGACAUGGAAGCUUAUCUUGUUGUGGAUGAGGAGGAAACCCAGUUGACCAUGUCCCAGCCUUCUUCUGGACGUAGUACACCAUCACUUGGGGAACCUACAGACUUUAAUGACCAAGGAACUCAUACAAGGCCACCAAGACCACCACCACCUUCACGUCCACAACCUCCUCGUAGACCUCCACCACCUCCAGCUAGCUCAACAACAAAGGGUUCCCCCAGGAGGGAAAUAAGAGCUCGUGAAGAAGUAGUGUUUGGAAGCAAAGCUCCUCCUGUCGAAGGACCUCCAUUGCCAAGUAUAGAACAUGUCAUCUCUGAGGGUGUUGCUGAUAUGAAAGUUCCAUCUAAUUGGAACCAGGCAUGGGAUAAUUCUGUAUCUGCAUCAGUCUCUGGAUCUUGGCCCACUAAAGAGAAGGUGCUUGAAGAUCCACCAACAAGACCUCCCCCGCCUUCAGUCCCAUACACUACCAGUGAAGCAUCUGCUCCUCCCAACACUCCUCCACCACCACCACCUCCUCCUCGUAUUGAUUCAUAUGAAAUGGGAUCAUCAACUCAGUCGUGGCCUGAGCCGGAAAUGUCACCACCAGAACCUCCAGUGUCCUCAUGGCAGUCGCCACCACCCUCUGGUAAAGUAGAUGUUCCUCAGUCACUUACAAAGCUGCCACCUCCUCCUCCAGUAGAAAACGUUCCUCAGCUGCCUACAGAGCCACCUCCUCCUCCAAUUCCUUCUCGCCCAAAAGUAAUGCCUACAAUAACAUUUGGAUCAACUCCUCUCUCUCAACCUGCACCUCCAAUUCCUGCACGUACUACAAGAGUACAUCCAUGCCCACCACAAGGUGUUUCAAGACGGUCAGAUCAAUAGGUUACAGCCAAUUUCUGUAGUUUAUCCAUUUUAAAUGUUUGUUGGUACCAAAGUUUAAAGUGUAACUAAAGAUAUGUAUAUUUAAUGUAUAUGUGUGUGUGUUUGUGUGUGUAUUGAUCAAAAGAUUUGUUAAACAAUGUACCUUUUCAGAUUAUUUCUUCCAUUAUUUCUUACUUAGCUUGCUCCCUCUUAAAUUCAUUUAGAUCAACAGAAUAUUUGCUUGGGAACUAAAGGUUUCUUGUUCCUGCUUUUGUGCUUCAUGUAGUUAUCUAUAAAGGUUGUAUAUUUUUUCUCUGUCUGUAAGAAUCAUUAUUUAUAAAUUAUGCUCUAUAAAUAACUUAUCCUGAUUAGUUUUAUGUCAUAGAAGACAUCUAAUGUUUGGUAUCAUUUUGGCAAUUUUUAUUUAUUGGUUUGAAACUUUUGUUUCUCAUAAUUCAGAAUCUUGCUUUGAACAUGUACUAAAUUACAUUAGAUUUUUAAGCAAUAAAAAGUCAUUAAUUUCUUGAGUGCUGUUCUAACUAAUCCAUAUUUGUGGAUAUAAUAUUUUAAUUAUUUUAUUCUUUAGAGAACUUAAAGGUCAUAACGGUUGUAAUUAUAUAUCUGAAAAUAACAUGAAAUAAUGUAAUAAUUUUUUUCUACUAUUUUAAUACUUGGGAGUUAUGAAGAAAAAUCAUUCAGUAUAUUAUUACUUAUUGCUAGAACGUACUGUUCAUUAAUUCCAUGUAAAGUAAUUUAACAAGAUCUUGUGGAAAUAUUUAAGUGAUGCUUUUCUUUAUCUGUAGCGAAACAAAGAUAAACCAAAUAAUAAAAAAAAGCUUUUAAGUAUAAAGGAUUGUGAAUUGUUUUAUAGAAACUUUUUAAGUUUGUAAAAGGAUCCCUCCCAUUCUUUCACUGGUUACAGACUUAAAGAAUAUAUAUAUCCUUGUCUGUAGAGAGUGAACAGAAUUUUUGUAUACCAGAUUACUGGUGGACUUUUGUUGUUAAGCUCCAUUUUAGUCUGUUAUAAUUUGAUUUUUGUGUAUUACAAUUUAAAUAUAUAACUGACUCGUUUGAUGUUGAUGGAUUAUUUAGGUGUUUAAAACUUUAAAAUUAGAUAAAAAAAUUUGUUACAGCUGUAAUUUAUUGUAAAGAAAGAUAGUCUUGUUGAAUGCUUUGUUAUUAUAAUUUGUGUUUCAUUAGAAGUGUUAGUUAGAAAGUUUAAAUUGUUGAUGUAAGCUAAACUAAAAUUUUAGUCAAUACAAUCAAUAGUACUUGAUUUACCGAAAGAUUUGGCAUAACAAUAAUUGAUGGGUAUCUAAAAUCAACAUAAGCACAUCAGAAGAAAUGAAGUUAUGCAGCAAAUACUAUAUUUCACAAAUAUCAUGAAAAGAAUAACUUUCAAACCUGAUAAUGAAUUUAACUCUUCAACAGGAGUUGUACAUGGAAUUGAACAAAAAAGAUCCAUUGAUACAAUAUGGAAAAUUUAAAGAAUAUAUUUAAUCGAUCAUGGAAUAUAUUGACAUAAGUUGAUGGCAUGCACAGGGUGCAAUUGUAGUUAAAGUAAUUAGACUCAUUAAUGAUGAAAAAUUACAACUAUUCUUGUUUUUUACAUGUAGCAAAAUAAUUUUUUUCUUGCAGAUACCCUCCAGAGUUUCUAGCUCAUUUCUUCAAGUUAUUUUUAAGCAGUUUGUAAAAGUUAAACACUGAAGUUUUAAUAAGUUGUUGCAAAUAAUUUUGAUACUAAGCAACAUUUAGCAUGAUCUAAUUCAUGCAACUGUUUUUUUUGGGUUUUUUUUGCAAUUUAAUUUCUCGACCAUCAACUUCAAAGCACAUUUUGUUUUCAAUAGAAAUGAUAUAAUACUCA